AUGCCACCUUUGGUAGAGUUUGACCAUAUGGCCUACCUUCGGAACAACAGCAAGUUGUUCUCGGUGGAUCGCGAGGAGCUCGAUGCCGCCGAGAAGGCGUGUACUCGGGCCUUGGAGACUGGUCACGGCUGGGAUGAAGCACUCGCUCACUUCGAGGCGCUUGUCCAGUGUGACGUCCGGCAAUACGAGGAGUUCAUUACUCAAGAGUGGUUGCAGUAUCGUCGUGUGCGGGCCGCCAUGAUCGAGGAGCGCAUGCCGGUGGAUACCGUCCUCAAGUUCGAGCAGUCUGUUUUCCGCACCACAGGCACCACAUACUUUUCGAUGAAGCGCAAGUCGGUGGAUCCCGCCGACGGUCGUGAGAAGAGGCUCAAGGACGCCGAAUGGGGCUCGAUGAAGCGCAAGCCGGGGGACGCGGACGGUGCUCCGGAGCAGGCUCCGCUUGAGAAGAAGCAGAAGACGAGUGUCGGUGGGUAUCGCGGUAACGGGGCGUAA
Vanrija pseudolonga is the source of this 492-nucleotide messenger RNA. RefSeq lists its product as uncharacterized. The transcript is spliced from 2 exons. Bases 1 to 492 code for a protein of 163 amino acids. Lineage: Eukaryota; Fungi; Basidiomycota; Tremellomycetes; Trichosporonales; Trichosporonaceae. The record is from RefSeq and is a predicted model, not a curated record.